Sebastes umbrosus (honeycomb rockfish) is the source of this 1461-nucleotide messenger RNA. Its product is annotated as testis-expressed protein 264. The transcript has 4 exons. Bases 114 to 1016 code for a protein of 300 amino acids. The record is from RefSeq and is a predicted model, not a curated record. Gene Ontology annotation, cellular component: endoplasmic reticulum membrane; replication fork; autophagosome membrane. NCBI's taxonomy places the organism in Eukaryota, Metazoa, Chordata, Actinopteri, Perciformes, Sebastidae. Gene Ontology annotation, biological process: reticulophagy; protein-DNA covalent cross-linking repair.
UCUUCUGGUUCUGUGGUUUGCCGUCUGAAAACUUCCAGACAUAUUCUUUAAAAUACUACACUGUAACAGGAAGUCGUAACAACUUUAUUGAGGGUUUAUUAACUGUUAUAAUCAUGCCAGACUGGGUCAUAGUGUGUGUGGUCCUUAGCCUGUUAAUAAGUCUUAUAACAGGUUAUGUGUUGUACUCGGGUCUGCUAUCAGACAUCACCGUGGUAACCGGUUCUCCUCCCAUCACCAAGGUAACAUUCGCCUACAAGUUCAAACAAGGACCCUACCAAGGCAGCGCACCGCUGUUCAAGGAGUCUCACAGGAUUGGACCAAAGCUCACAUGUAUUGGAGUGUUUUAUGAUGACCCCAAAAAGGUGCCGGGACCACAGUGUCGCUACGUUGUCGGCAGUAUUCUGAGCGAGGGAGACAACAAGGCCGACGAGGAGCUUUUAAAGAGCUACGAGACAUCAGGCUUCAAUGUCUUCUCCUUUCCCGAAGUCACCCACGUGGUCACUACCUCGUUCCCCCUCAGGACGUUUUUCUCUGUCCUCCUGGGAAUAAGAAGAGUUUACCCACGGCUAACCCGCUACAUCAAGGAAAGGAGGCUGUGUGCACACCCGUUCCUUGAGAUCUACAGAGAAGGUCAGAUCCAGUUCAUGGCCCCCUUGGCCCGGCAGGGAGAUUUCUACGUGCCUGAAGUCCGACCGGCAGAAAGGAGUCUGUCAGAACAAGAGGAAUUGCUCAGUGACUCAGAUAUCUCAGGUGCAGACUCCAACAGUGAAUGCAGCUCAGGGAGUGGGGUUCUCCUGUCGGACAGCAGAGAGACGUCCCUGGCGGCGUCCUCGUCCCGCUCGGUGCCUAUACAGGAUCAAGGGGAUAGAAACUACAGAGGGAGAAGCUCCGGGGGAAGCUCGUUUAAAGAGCCGGACUGGGAGCAGAUCGGUGGACAGCAGGCAGAGAGAGAAGACUCCAACAAGAAGAUCCCCCAGGCUCAGGAGUGGUGGGGUGCUGUUGGAGAAGAGGAGUAAAAGUUCAGUGUGAGGCAUUAGUUGAAGAUGAGAGAGAGCGAUUGAAAUUCAAGAGGUUGGGAAAGCACAAAUUAUAAAAGCCUGUCUCACGAUGGGUUCAUGUCCAAAUAAUGAAAUAUUGAGGGGUAGUGAUAUUCUAUAUUUUUGUUAUUGUGAACAAAUCCCAUGAAAAGACCAAAACUAACAAUGUGUUUCUCAAUACGUUCAGACUUCCCUACCCUGAAAGCCCAUUCUUUCUUUCCUUGACUAUGACUUGCCCCAUAACUGUAUGUGAUUAUCAUAAAGUGGGCAUGUAUGUAAAGGGGAGACUCGUGGGUACCAAUAGGACCCAUUUUCAUUCACAUAUCUGGAGGUGAAAGGUCAAGGAACACCUUUGAAAACUACCAUGCCAGCUUUUCCUCGCCAAAUUUUACCAUAUGUUUAGAGUGUUAUUUAACUCCUCCUU